UUACUAUAUGCGUCGAGGGCUCUUCCUCUGGACUUGCAGGCGCUUCCCCAUGUUCUGGAGCAAAUAAACGACCUGCUGAAGCCGACAACCAUCGAUGGCGCCGUGUACAAUGAGCUUUCACGGGUGCAUCGAGUUCAUGGAGCGUCACGCCCCAUAACGGUGGGGGCAAUGGAUGGAGCUGCUACUCGGGGGCGACUCGAUAUCGUCAGAACGUUAAAUAACACGAGGACAGAAGGUUGUUCCAGUAAGACGGGUGUCGGCGCUGCGGCUAAUGGCCACUUGGACGUAUUGGAAUGGCUUCACAAACAUUAUCCAGAGAAGUGCAAUCUUGAAGAGGAAAUCGUAGCUGCCGCGAAGGGCGGCUGUGCGGAGGUGGUUCAAUUCCUA
This is a messenger RNA of Phytophthora sojae, 387 nucleotides long. RefSeq lists its product as hypothetical. The record is from RefSeq and is a predicted model, not a curated record. The transcript has a single exon. The annotation marks the transcript as partial. NCBI's taxonomy places the organism in Eukaryota, Oomycota, Peronosporomycetes, Peronosporales, Peronosporaceae.